Molecule: messenger RNA, 2298 nt
Organism: Suricata suricatta (meerkat)
Lineage: Eukaryota; Metazoa; Chordata; Mammalia; Carnivora; Herpestidae
Gene: IL17RD
Product: interleukin 17 receptor D
Exons: 13
Coding region: 31-2253 (740 amino acids)
Molecular function (GO): interleukin-17 receptor activity
Source: RefSeq, a predicted model, not a curated record
AGUUAGGUAGGGCAGGGCAAGCGUACGGCCAUGGCCCCGUGGCUGCAGCUCUGCUCCGUCUUCUUCACGGUCAACGCCUGCCUCAACGGCUCGCAGCUGGCGGUGGCCGCGGGCGGCUCCAGCAGAGCGCGAGGCGCCGACACCUGCGGCUGGAGGGGAGUGGGGCCGGCCAGCAGAAACAGUGGACUGCACAACAUCACCUUCAGAUAUGACAACUGCACCACUUACUUGAAUCCAGUGGGGAAGCAUGUGAUCGCUGAUGCCCAGAACAUCACCAUCAGUCAGUACGCUUGCCAUGACCAAGUGGCAGUCACCAUUCUUUGGUCCCCAGGAGCCCUUGGCAUCGAAUUCCUAAAAGGAUUUCGAGUAAUACUGGAGGAGCUGAAGUCAGAAGGCAGCCGGUGCCAACAACUGAUUCUAAAGGACCCGAAGCAGCUCAACAGUAGCUUCAAAAGAACUGGAAUGGAAUCUCAACCUUUCCUGAAUAUGAAAUUUGAAACAGAUUACUUUGUGAAGAUCGUCCCUUUUCCUUCCAUUAAAAAUGAAAGCAAUUACCACCCUUUCUUCUUCAGAACCCGUGCCUGCGACCUACUUCUGCGGCCGGACAACCUGGCCUGUAAACCCUUCUGGAAGCCUCGGAACCUGAACAUCACCCAGCACGGUUUGGACAUGCAAGUGUCCUUUGACCACGCGCCACACACCUUUGGCUUCCGUUUCUUCUAUCUUCAUUAUAAGCUCAAGCAUGAAGGGCCCUUCAAACGAAAGACCUGUAAACAGGAGCAAAAUACAGAGACAACCAGCUGCCUCCUUCAAAAUGUUUCUCCUGGAGAUUAUAUAAUUGAGCUCGUGGAUGACACUAAUACAACAAGAAAAGUGAUGCAUUAUGCCUUAAAGCCAGCACAUUCCCCGUGGGCAGGGCCCAUUAGGGCUGUAGCCAUCACCGUGCCUCUGGUUGUCAUCUCUGCAUUUGCCACCCUCUUCACUGUGAUGUGCCGCAAGAAGCAACAAGAAAAUAUAUAUUCACAUUUAGAUGAAGAGAGCUCUGAGUCCUCCUCGUACACCACGGCCCUCCCCAGAGAGAGGCUCCGGCCUCGGCCAAAGGUCUUUCUCUGCUAUUCCAGUAAAGAUGGCCAGAAUCACAUGAACGUUGUCCGGUGUUUUGCCUACUUCCUCCAGGACUUCUGCGGCUGUGAGGUGGCUCUGGACCUGUGGGAAGACUUCAGUCUUUGCCGGGAAGGGCAGAGAGAAUGGGUCAUCCAGAAGAUCCAUGAGUCCCAGUUCAUCAUCGUGGUGUGUUCCAAAGGCAUGAAGUACUUUGUGGACAAGAAGAACUACAGGCACAAAAGCAGUGGCCGGGGCUCUGGGAAAGGCGAGCUCUUCCUGGUGGCUGUGUCCGCCAUCGCUGAAAAGCUCCGCCAGGCCAAACAGAGCUCCUCAGCCCAGCUCAGCAAGUUCAUCACCGUUUACUUCGACUAUUCCUGCGAGGGAGAUGUUCCUGGCAUCCUGGACCUGAGCACCAAGUACAAGCUCAUGGACAACCUUCCUCAGCUCUGUUCCCACCUGCACUCCCGAGACCACGGUCUCCCAGAGCCCGGACAGUACCCCGGACAGGUGAGCAGAAGGAACUACUUUCGCAGCAAAUCAGGCCGGUCUCUUUAUGUCGCCAUUUGCAACAUGCACCAAUUUAUCGAUGAGGAACCCGACUGGUUUGAGAAGCAAUUCAUUCCUCUCUGCCCUACCCCACUGCACUACCGGGAGCCAGUGCUGGAGAAGUUUGACUCGGGCUUGGUGUUAAAUGAUGUCAUGUGCAAACCAGGGCCUGACAGCGAUUUCUGCCUCAAGGCCGAGGCAGGGGUCCCCGGGGUUCCCGGGGCGCAGGCCGAUUCGCCCUUGGAGGGCCAGCACUUGGGCCUGGACCAAGACGUGGAGGUAGGGCCCAGGCCUGGCAGCAGCUCAGUCCUGCGCCCCCUGCUGCACGUGGUGAAAGCCGCCAGCCCCUCGGAUAUGCCCCGAGACUCAGGCAUCUACGACUCCUCCGUGCCCUCCUCGGAGCUGUCCCUACCCCUAAUGGAAGGACUCUCAGCAGAUCAGACAGAAACAUCUUCACUGACGGAGAGCGUGUCCUCCUCCUCUGGCCUGGGUGAGGAGGACCCUCCUGCCUUCCCUUCCAAGCUCCUCACCUCUGGGGCAUGCCAAGCAGAACCUGGUUGCUGCAGCUACACUGGUGAACUCCACGCCGUCGCCCCUUUGUAACAAAAUGGAGGAGUCUACGCAUUGCCACUUUAGCUGCUGCCUCUC